Peromyscus leucopus (white-footed mouse) is the source of this 2526-nucleotide messenger RNA. It is a transcript of the gene Nr1i2, whose product is annotated as nuclear receptor subfamily 1 group I member 2. The record is from RefSeq and is a predicted model, not a curated record. The coding region runs from base 358 to 1656 and encodes 432 amino acids. Gene Ontology annotation, biological process: positive regulation of transcription by RNA polymerase II; cell differentiation; negative regulation of transcription by RNA polymerase II. Lineage: Eukaryota; Metazoa; Chordata; Mammalia; Rodentia; Cricetidae. The transcript is spliced from 9 exons. Gene Ontology annotation, molecular function: nuclear receptor activity; zinc ion binding; RNA polymerase II cis-regulatory region sequence-specific DNA binding.
GCUGGACUUGGGACUUAGGAGUGCCAACUGGGGCCUCUCACUACAUUGGACCUGGGGUGAAAUGUGGGCAAGAAAAAGUGUGCUUCCUAUGCCCGGGGACGCCAUAGCCUGAAAGCCGAGAAGGAGAAGCUGCCCGUUUUUAUAGCAAGAGGUUCAGCCUCUCCCUGGGAGCCCGACCUUGGCCCAUAGGAAAGACUACAGGCUUAAGCCGAGACCUCUGUGUGUGACCAGGCAGCCAGUGCAGGUGUGCUGAGCUCUAAUUCCUGAUUCUUCAAAGUGGACCCCAAGGGAGAAAUCCAACAAAAGCAGUGGGCACCAAACAGUUCCAGUCCAAGAUAUACAGAUGAAACCCUGGAGAUGAGACCUGAAGAAAGCUGGAGCCAUGUUGACCUUGUACGCUGUGAAGAAGCAGAUUCCGUCUCAGAAAAGCAUGUCAUCAACAUAGAUGAGGACGAUGGCGGGCUGCAGGUCUGCCGUGUCUGUGGGGACAAGGCCAAUGGCUAUCACUUCAAUGUCAUGACGUGUGAAGGAUGCAAGGGAUUUUUCAGAAGGGCCAUGAAACGCAAUGUCCGGCUGAGGUGCCCCUUCCGCAAGGGAACCUGUGAGAUCAACCGGAAGACACGGCGGCAGUGCCAGGCCUGCCGUUUGCGCAAGUGCCUAGAGAGCGGCAUGAAGAAGGAGAUGAUCAUGUCUGAUGCCGCUGUGGAGCAGAGGCGGGCCUUGAUCAAGAGGAAGAAGAGGGAAAAGAUCGAGGCUCCGCUGUCUGGAGGGCAGGGGCUGACCGAAGAACAGCAGGCGCUGAUCCAGGAGCUGAUGGAUGCCCAGAUGAAAACCUUUGACACCACUUUCUCCCACUUCAAGGAUUUCCGGCUGCCUGCGGUGUUUAACGGUGGCUGUGAGCUCCCAGAGUAUCUGCAGACCUCACUGUUGGAAGACCCUGCUGUGUGGAGUCAAGUCAUGCAAGAUUCAGUUCCAAUGAAGAUUUCUCUGAAGCUUCGGGGAGAAGAUGGCAGCAUCUGGAACUACCAACCCCCAUCCAAGAGUGACGGGAAAGAGAUCAUUCCUCUGCUGCCGCACCUGGCCGAUGUGUCAACCUACAUGUUCAAGGGCGUCAUCAACUUCGCUAAAGUCAUCUCCUACUUCAGGGACCUGCCUAUUGAGGACCAGAUUUCCCUGCUGAAGGGAGCCACUUUUGAGAUGUGCCUACUGAGGUUCAACACGAUGUUCGACACAGAAACUGGAACCUGGGAGUGCGGUCGGCUGGCCUACUGCUUCGAAGACCCUGAUGGUGGCUUCCAGAAACUUCUGUUGGAUCCAUUGAUAAAAUUCCACUACAUGCUGAAGAAACUGCAGCUGCAUAAGGAGGAGUAUGUGCUGAUGCAGGCCAUCUCCCUCUUCUCCCCAGACCGUCCUGGCGUGGUACAGCGCAGUGUGGUGGAUCAGCUGCAGGAGCGAUUUGCCCUCACCCUGAAGGCCUACAUUGAGUACAGUCGGCCAUCUCCUGCCCACAGGUUCCUGUUCCUGAAGAUUAUGGCGGUCCUCACGGAGCUGCGCAGUAUCAAUGCCCAGCAGACCCAGCAGCUGCUUCGUAUCCAAGACUCCCAUCCCUUCGCCACUCCCCUCAUGCAGGAGUUACUUAGCAGCACAGAUGGCUGAGCGGCUGCCCCUGGGUGGAGAUCUCACGGGACAGCCAGAUCCAGACAUUCGGAAUUGUCACUUCUAGGGCUAGGCGGAUGGACACACUGAUAGCCAGCAAUGUCCUAUGACUACAGCUGACCAGCAUGCAUUCCUCAGGCAAAGGACAUGGAGCCCCAAGGUCAGCCUGUGGCAAGUGCUGGCCUAUAGGUUAGCCCCAUCCUUGUGGUUGGGGAUAAACCACCAAAUCCCACUAAAUUCUAAAGUGUUGGGUGGGAAAGGAGGGACCAGGUCAAGCUAUGUAAGGGGGUACACGCCCCACACAUUCCCAACCCCAAGCUUUCUCUUGAGCUGUUUGUGUGUUCCAGACUUGAGCUCACCAUCAGGUUCAUUAAUGUCACUGCUGAAUGCCAGAAGCUUGCCAUGACCUUGUUCUGGACACAUCACUCAGGUCCCCACACCUGACCAAACACAGUUAAUCACCAACAACGUGACCUGCUCUGGAUGAUACAAUACAGCCUGGACUCAGAUGUGGAUCCUAAUCUCAGCAAGAAGACAAAGCUAAAAUGGCUGUUAAUAGCUUAUAAAAAAACACUUCUCCUAACAGCUAAUGUGUAUCUAAAGAAAGGGCAUGUGACAUCGUCAAGGAGCUUUACGUGGGUUCUGAGCUGCACCACGGUCCUGUGGGUAACUGGAAGACAGCUGAAGGUUCCAGAUGCCAGGUGCUUGUUGAGGGAGGGUGGGAACUUGGCUGUGGGGACCUGUAUGUGACUUGGUGUGGGUACAUCUGCUCCCAAUCUGACCGGGGUCUGGCUUGCUCCCCAAACUGGAACACCAGGGUGAUCUAUGACAAGCUACAGUAUAGACAAUAAACGUGUGAUUGCAGAAUUA